AUGAAAGUUGACGAGGAUUCCAAGAAAUAUCUAGUAGUGACCACGCCCUGGGGAAAUUUGAAGCAUAAAACGUUUGCACAGGGAUGGAUAACCAGCCAAGAUGAAUUCGACAGACGAGUAAAUGAGAUUCUAGCGGAAUUUCCUCACGUAAAGAGUAAUCGAGACGGCUGUCUAAUUGGUGGGAAAGAUCGGAAUGAGCACAACAGAACACUCGACCUAGUCCUAACACGUCUGCAAGACCAUGGAUUAACAUUAACAUUAAGAUUGGAGAAGUGUGAAUUUGGAAAAGGAAGAAAUCGAGUUCUAUGGUGUCAGAUUUACGGGAGAAGGAAUCAAACCAUCGAAGGCGAAAGUGAAAGCGUUGCAAGAAUGUGGAGAACCCAGUUAAAAAGAAGGAGUAAGAAGCUUUCUGCAGAUGGUGGGAUAUAUGUCUCGAUUUAUCACCAGCUUUGCCCAGAUUGCCUUACCGCUGCGACAGUUAUUAACGAAGUCAACGUCAACCUUCCAGUGGGGACCAAUAGAACAGGAAGCUUUCGAUAGCUUGAAGAGCAGUUUGACGGAGCAGACAACCCUUAAGCUUUCCUACUUUGUUCCCGGAAGACCGAUAAGAAUCUACGUAGAUGCUGGAAAGAAAACAGAGAAAUCGAGCAACGUUCCUGGAGGAUUAUGUGCCAUUUUAUGCCAGCAAGGUGACGACGGACUGUGGAAAAUAUGUCACAUAGCCAACCAUGCUCUAACUGACGUUGAGACAAGAUACGGACAGACUGAGUUGCAAGCCACUUGUACAUCUCUUCAACAAUCCAACCUCAAGAGCACCACUGCGUAUCGAGCGACAAAUUCUCGCCAUUCAAGGUUUAGACUAUGUGGUCAAAUAUCAGAAAGGAGCUGAGAACAUCGCGGAUUAUGGAUCAAGACACCUGACGAGGAGACAUGAUGAUGUUCCCAUGGUGAAGUCCGUGAACGAGUUAGAAGAAGGAUUACGAACUUUUGUCUCUGAAGACAACGAGUACCUUUCCAGAAUGGCAAAAGACGACAAUGAUUACCAAUUCCUAAAAUGUAAGUCAAAGUAA
Messenger RNA from Paramuricea clavata, 1070 nucleotides. The record is from the annotation of a GenBank genome assembly. Lineage: Eukaryota; Metazoa; Cnidaria; Anthozoa; Malacalcyonacea; Plexauridae.